Messenger RNA from Trypanosoma conorhini, 909 nucleotides. RefSeq lists its product as uncharacterized. Lineage: Eukaryota; Euglenozoa; Kinetoplastea; Trypanosomatida; Trypanosomatidae. The transcript has a single exon. The record is from RefSeq and is a predicted model, not a curated record. Bases 1 to 909 code for a protein of 302 amino acids.
AUGUCACUGUGGCCGUUCCGUACAGGCAAUGACGAUCGCUUUCAGGUGACCAGCACGGAGGAGACUAUCUACGACGCCAUCAAGGGCGAGCUUCCUCCACACCGGUACGAAACUGAAGUAAGUCGCUACUUGGAGUGGCGCUGGCGUAGGGGUUUAAUUCAAAGUGUCUUUCCAGUGACAUGUUAUAGUGCGGUGUUAGGCGCCACCUUUGGGUUUCGUCAAGCGCGCUCAGAGGGACGUUACAUUGGUAGGUAUAAAGUGCUAUGGCGAUACAGUUCCACCUUUGCUGCUGUGGGUCUCUUGACCACGGCGUUUCAUCACAUGCUUGUGGUGCGUAACAAUUACCAUGAUCGGUUGUUUUACCCAAUGGUAGCGGGUGCGUCGGGGGCCGUUGCGUUGACGCUGGCAUCCCAGAUGGGAAGCAUUACUCAAGGCAUGUUUGCAGGCUCCUUUAUCGGGAUUCUAUACACCGCUGGCUGUUAUGCUAUGACGUACUACCACAAGCAUCGUUUGAAAAUUUUCUUGUCGCAGCAGCAGCUGCAACAAGUGCCUGUCCACAAGGUGUCGCCGGAGCUGCAGCCCAUGUAUAGGGCUUACCUUUAUGAUAACAGGCCACUAGAAGAGAAGGACUUCCUGAAACGACAGGCUGUUGUCUUGUCUUUGGGCGAAGAAGAUAUGGGACUGGACGCCAAACGAGUGAUUCACAACAUGGUUCCUGAGGUUGUGGAUUGGGUGAACUUCCCCGACUGGUGGCCGCUGAAGUUUCCUACCCAGACGGAAGAGGAACGGAUGAUUUUUGAGCGGAAGCGCAACGAAGAGGUGGAGCGGCGGAAACACCUCAUUUUGGAGUCAGAGGAAGGUGCCUUGCUGAAGCGUGUCAACCGAGCCAAACAGUACCGCGAUGCAUAG